CCAGCUGCAACGCCGUGUCCUGACCCAAGGCUCCUGGGAUGUCACGCCGCAGCCACCAACCCGAGCCUGGCGACCUGAUCGAGAUCGAGCGAGGAAGUUACCAGCACUGGGCCCUCUACGUGGGGGAUGGAUAUGUCAUCCACCUGACGUCUGCAGAUGAAGGGACCCCAUCCCUGUCGGUGAGCACUACCUCAAUAUUUACAAGAAGGGCCAAGGUGAAGAAGCAGCUCCUAAAGGAGGUGGUGGGAACUGAUGAGUGGGAGGUCAACAAUAAGUAUGACGACUCCCGCACUCCCCUCCCCAUGGAGGAGAUCAUCAAGCAUGCUGAGAGCUACAUUGACAGGGAAGUGACCUAUGAUGUGCUCGGCAAAAACUGUGAGCACUUUGUGACAAUGCUCCGCUAUGGCAAGGGGGACUCCAGCCAGGUCAAGAGAGCAAUUCAACGGAUAAUCGUGUUUGCUAGCGAAGUAGUCGCUUCUGCAGUUGUUGUUGGUGCGGCUGUGACUGCUAUUGCUGUUCCUGUUGUUGGUUCUGUUGGUGCUGCUGUUGGUGCUGUUGUUGCUCCUGCUUCAGGUGCUGCUGCUGGUGCUACUCUGGGUGUCAAAGUUGUGAAGGCCUUGUUGUUGAAGGCAUUCAGGAAAAAGAGAAAGAGCAACUGAUGGGCCAUUUGUAAGACCUCCAAGCAAGGCAGGGAGCCCCAGGCUGUGGGUGGUCAUUCCCCAGUAUUUGCCACACCUGAUA
Messenger RNA from Neopelma chrysocephalum (saffron-crested tyrant-manakin), 741 nucleotides. RefSeq names its product phospholipid-metabolizing enzyme A-C1-like. Gene Ontology annotation, cellular component: cytoplasm. Gene Ontology annotation, molecular function: glycerophospholipid phospholipase A1 activity; A2-type glycerophospholipase activity. The record is from RefSeq and is a predicted model, not a curated record. NCBI's taxonomy places the organism in Eukaryota, Metazoa, Chordata, Aves, Passeriformes, Pipridae. Gene Ontology annotation, biological process: N-acylphosphatidylethanolamine metabolic process. The coding region runs from base 39 to 659 and encodes 206 amino acids. The transcript has 3 exons.